This is a messenger RNA of Andrographis paniculata, 1772 nucleotides long. RefSeq lists its product as uncharacterized. The record is from RefSeq and is a predicted model, not a curated record. NCBI's taxonomy places the organism in Eukaryota, Viridiplantae, Streptophyta, Magnoliopsida, Lamiales, Acanthaceae. Bases 257 to 1591 code for a protein of 444 amino acids. The transcript is spliced from 2 exons.
GUGGGAAUUCGAAAAAGAAUUCCAUGAAACUUUAAAAGGGUUUAUUUUUGGAGAAAUUCUUUGUGGGUGGCUGCUCUCUGUGACUGGCCUCUUUCUGAAAAUGAAAAGGCAAUAGCGAUUACUCCUACAAAAUUAAUGCUGUGAGGCCUCUUUGUCUUCGUGUCAACUACCCACCACUGCUCUUUCAUUUUUUUUGGGAUUAAGAUGAGAUAUUGGAGGAAUUAAAAUUAGGGUUUAAUUUUUCUGAGGUGCAGAAAUGGGGGAGAAGAAGAAGGACAUACCUACGGUCUGGAUUUCCUUAAAGAAGUCUCUGCAGUGUCAAUCAGAGGCGUCCGAUGUGCACAAUCCGAAGACGAGGAAGCAGCUUGGGGCAAUUUUGACGAGGCCCAGGACCUCGGCGAGGUCCGGGUGCUCGAGGUCGAUUGCAAAUCUGAAGGAUGUGAUCCAUGGCAGCAGCCGACGGCACAUUGAGAGGCCCCCCAGCUGCAGCCCGAGGUCCAUUGGGAGCAGUGAGUUUGUGAACCCGAUUGCCCACGAAGUCAUUCUCAGCAACUCCACUUGUGAGCUCAAAAUCACCGGCUUUGGCGGCGCCUUUCACGACGGCGGUGGCGGUGAUGCAGCUGCCGGCGCCGGCUCAACUUAUGUCGGGACUCUUAGGCCCGGGACUCCUGGCCCUGGGGGACACCCUACAAUGCACUACUUCAAUCCUUCGUUUAAAAACUCUGCAACAGCAACUGCAACUCCGCCUAGGAAGACGACGAUGGGUUCUUCCCUUUUAGGAGAGAGGAAUAAUGGAUCUGCAGCUCCUGGGGCCUUCCAUGGCUUCUCCUCUCGAAAAGGGGCCUCCUCCGACAAAGAUUCCAACGUUGUUACCUGCCACAAAUGCGGCGAGCAGUUUUCCAAGUGGGAAUCUCUUGAAUCCCAUCAUCUCUCCAAUCAUGCUGUCACCGAACUAAUCGAAGGCGAUUCCUCCCGAAAAAUCGUCGAAAUCAUCUGCCGAUCGAGCUGGCUGAAGCCGGAGAAUCACUCUGUAAGAAUAGAUCGAGUUCUUAAAGUCCACAACACACAGAAAACUCUUGCCCGAUUCGAGGAAUAUCGCGAGGUCGUCAAAAUUAAGGCCAGCAAGCUCCCGAAGAAGCAUCCUCGAUGCCUCGCCGACGGCAACGAGCUCCUCCGAUUCCACGCCACGUCUCUCGCAUGCUCCCUCGGUGCCAACGGGUCGUCGAGCCUCUGCAUUUCGGACAAAUGCUGCGUGUGCCGAAUUAUCCGUUACGGAUUCUCCGCCCGCCGCGAAAUCAAGGGCGGGAUCGGCGUUUUCACGACGUCGACGAGUGCGAGGGCUCACGAAUGCGCCGAAUUGCCCUGCAGCGACGGUGACGAUCGAUCGCCGACGAUGCGGAAAGCGUUGAUCGUUUGCCGGGUGAUCGCCGGGCGCGUCCACAGGCCGUUGGAGAACAUUCAGGACAUCACCGGGGCGACGGGGUUCGACUCGCUGGCCGGAAAAGUGGGGCUUUAUAACAACAUUGAGGAGCUUUACUUGCUUAGUCCUAAAGCAUUGCUGCCUUGUUUUGUUGUUGUAUGUAAAUCCUGAGUACAAACAAUGUUGAUCGAAGCUUUUGUUAGGACACAAGAAGAUGAUCUUUAUGGACUAAUUUUUGCAUCAGGUAGAAAAGAAAGGGUUAAAAACAGAAUCUUUUAUCUACCUUGGUUUGUUUGAUGUAGGCCUAAUUUGUAAUCAAUUGUCAGAAAGAUGACCACAAAAUUGUCUUGAA